CCCAACUACAACAAACCAAUUGGACCAUCCAGUUUGACAUUUAGCUGACGUGUUCCGAUUGCCCCAUAAACUUGUAAAUUUCAUCAACUUGCAACGAUACAAAUACGUUACUUGUUUUGUUACCCUUUUUUUUGUUAAUUUUUUACAUUGCAACUGAAUAGAACAAGUAGGAGUCUACAAAAAAUAGAGAAGUAGAGAAGGAUAACACAACAAACAAACGGUUGUAAUGAGUGUAGUGUAUGCAAUUUGCAGCAGAGUAACAAAUUCCGAGGGAGCUUAAUAGCAAUAGUAGAUAUUGAAAACCAGGCAAAAAGUAGAAAAAGGAAGAAAUGGCACUAUUAACUAUGAUUGCGCGUGUCAUCGAUGGGCUUCCAUUAGUUGGCACCAUGCAAGAGGAUGAACAGUCCGGGCGCAGCAUACUGGAGUAUCAGAACCAAGCAAAAAUGCUAUUUAGAAAAUUAGGUUCACAUUCACCAUCACGCUGCAGCAUUGAAACAGGACCAUAUCUAUUCCAUUAUCUCAUAGAAAAUGAAGUGUGUUAUUUGGUGAUGUGUGAUAAAAUGUACUCUAAGCGUUUAGCAUUCAAUUAUUUGGAAGAUCUAGCGCAAGAAUUUCAUGCAAAUUAUGGCCGGCGUGUCAAUUCUGUAACUCGACCCUAUGCAUUUAUCGAAUUCGAUGUUUACAUACAGAAAGCCAAAAAACAAUUAACCGAUAGGAGACGUAAUAUAAAUGCAAUCAAUACCCAAUUACAGGAUGUACAGCGAAUUAUGGUACAAAAUAUCGAUGAUGUCCUACAGCGAGGCACUGUGCUGUCAGAAUUGGAUACCAAAACGCAAAACUUGUCAAUGAUGUCUCAGAAGUACAAGAAGGAUGCGACAUAUUUAAAUCGAAAAUCGAUGUAUUUGAAACUAGGCGCUGCCGGGGUUGCUAUAUUAGUAUUUGUUUUAUACUUUUGGGUUUUGUAAUAAUUGUUAAAUAUUUAUGAAAUAAUAAUACGAGGAAUGAUAUCUAACCACAUACAAAUUUAACAAAAAAUUGUAUGCAAGCGCAGUAAAGAUUGGGAUAUGCAUGGGCUAGCUAUUUUUUAGACGAUGGCUGCAUGACAUUUUCUUUAAGAUAUUUGUUUUUUGGACAAUGUAAUAAAGCAUAUGUAAAAAUAAUUAACUUAA
Messenger RNA from Ceratitis capitata (Mediterranean fruit fly), 1169 nucleotides. It is a transcript of the gene Sec22, whose product is annotated as vesicle-trafficking protein SEC22b-B. The record is from RefSeq and is a predicted model, not a curated record. Gene Ontology annotation, biological process: vesicle fusion with Golgi apparatus; retrograde vesicle-mediated transport, Golgi to endoplasmic reticulum; endoplasmic reticulum to Golgi vesicle-mediated transport. Gene Ontology annotation, molecular function: SNAP receptor activity. Lineage: Eukaryota; Metazoa; Arthropoda; Insecta; Diptera; Tephritidae. The transcript has 5 exons. The coding region runs from base 330 to 965 and encodes 211 amino acids. Gene Ontology annotation, cellular component: ER to Golgi transport vesicle membrane; SNARE complex; Golgi membrane.